Styela clava is the source of this 1889-nucleotide messenger RNA. RefSeq lists its product as uncharacterized. The record is from RefSeq and is a predicted model, not a curated record. NCBI's taxonomy places the organism in Eukaryota, Metazoa, Chordata, Ascidiacea, Stolidobranchia, Styelidae. Gene Ontology annotation, cellular component: plasma membrane. Gene Ontology annotation, molecular function: protein binding.
UCUAAUUUGCCCAUGCAACAGAAACGAUGUAUUAUUUAAUUCUGAGAGCUAGUGCAUAGCUUAGAGAUGUGGAAAUGAUAUGAGUAUGGUGGUUGAAUUAUUGUUGUCUUUGGUGACAAUUUUCACUUCAGUGAAAGGGUCCUGUAUCAAGGGAUGUGUGUGCAAUGAACAACCUCUAACGGUGUUCUGUAAUGAAGGCGAUAUGGAAACCAUUCCAAUGAAUGUACCUGCUUAUGCGCAGGAAGUCAGCUUUGCGGGAAACAAGAUCAAGACCAUCAAUUCCAGAAUUUUUUACAAAGGUCUCCGCAUCACAAAGUUGGACCUGUCUUCCAACGCUUUGACUGACAUUGCAGAUGACGCAUUUCUUAACGUCAGACAUACAUUGAAUACAUUAAAUUUGCGAGGAAACCAGCUUACAGAUGUUCCAAAAAGAUCGCUGUCUUAUUUACCGUUGCUACAUAACUUUUUUCUAGCUAACAACAAUAUAGAAAGACUUUUACCCAGAACGUUUGAAAGUAUGGUUAACUUGAGACAUCUGGAUCUAAGUGGAAAUUGGUUGGAACAAUUUUCUCAGAACGCAUUUGUUGGGUUACAUCAACUCACUCAUCUCAAUUUAUCUGGCAACAACAUUGCUGCGCUUUCAGCAUCAUCAUUACGAAAUCUAAAUUCCGUCAUUGUUUUGGAUCUUUCAGAUAACAACAUCGCAAAAAUACACCAAAAUGCACUGACACAUACUUCUUUCCUGGAGAUUUUAAAUAUUUCUAGAAAUAAACUCGAAGAAAUCCAAAUAGGACAUUCGGGUGAAACGGGACGCUUGUUAAUUUUGGAUUUAUCAAUGAACAAGUUUUCGAGCAUUCCUACAGGUAGUUUAUCAGGAAUGAAGCAACUCGACGAAUUAUAUUUACAAAAGAACAAAAUUAGGAAUAUAGAAAAAGGUGCAUUUGAAAGCAUGACUAAACUGAAGACACUCAUUCUUUCAAAAAACGUUUUUGCAAGCAUACCUGAAUCAGCUGCCUGGAAAGGUUUGAAAUCUUUGCAGAAAAUUUCGUUGGCUGGUAAUGUAAUACAUUCGCUGAAUGACGAUUUAUUUGGAACAAAACACAAACCUGAUAAUUCUGAAAUGCAAGCGAUAACAAAUAUCGACCUGAGCAAAAACAAUAUUUCGGAAAUAGGUUCCGAUGUUUUUAGUGCAAUGGUAGUACUUCAAACUCUCAACUUGGAGAGAAAUUAUAUUACAAGGAUUCCAGGAGACGCAUUUUCUUUCAAUCCCAUAUUAGAAGAGCUGUAUCUUGGUUCAAACCAUUUGCAGAUGCCAAACUUCUCUUGGUUCGCAUCUGCAAUUCAUCCUUCUUCACAAAAAUUAACCAAUUUUUCAUCUUUUCUGCAAAAUAAUCCCUGGACGUGCAACUGUAAACUAUACCAGGAAAGUACUGACUUUUUCAACUUUGAAAACGCUAAAGAAAAGAAAUUGCCAUCACUAGAUGGUGUGAUAUGUUUUGAACCAACGUGGCUCAGAGGCCGGUCUUUUUCUUGGUACAUUAGGUCGAACAAAGACCAUUGUGACCGAACAUUAUUAAUUAUGUUAAGGACACUUUUGCCAUUGCUUACAUUUCUUUUGAUAAUAUUUUUAUUCAUCAAAAAAAUGCCACAAUUUAAAUUGUUUAGAACCUUGCCUUCGGAGCAAGUUCGGCCGAAAAGAAUUCGGUUAGAUUCUUACAAAAGAGAUAAAAUUCUUUAACGAACAUUCAGCUUGUACAUUGCUAUAGAAUUUUUCUCAUAUCGUUAAUGUAUAAUGACUCAUUUAUCGUUAAACAAUCCCCUGUGUAAAAACCAACUGAUAUAGGGCGGCAUAUAUCUGUAAGGAUCGAAUAAAGAUAAAGAGCAGUAAA